Molecule: messenger RNA, 603 nt
Organism: Culicoides brevitarsis
Lineage: Eukaryota; Metazoa; Arthropoda; Insecta; Diptera; Ceratopogonidae
Product: TP53-regulated inhibitor of apoptosis 1-like
Exons: 1
Coding region: 171-413 (80 amino acids)
Biological process (GO): phospholipid translocation
Cellular component (GO): cytosol; mitochondrial intermembrane space; nucleus
Molecular function (GO): phosphatidic acid transfer activity
Source: RefSeq, a predicted model, not a curated record
CACUUGCUCGCUACGUAAACGCAAAAACUGAUGAAAUAUUCAUAAAUUUUAAGACGAUUUCCAAAAUUAAUCCACAAAAUCGCGUCGUUGGUUCAAAAAUUCACGAGUGAAAGUGCAUAACCACGUCUUUCGUUGCAAGUGACACUCGAAACAGCGAAUUUUCUGCAAAAAUGAAUAGUCUCGGCGAGGAUUGCAUGGAACUAAAGAAAAAGUACGAUACGUGUUUCAACUCUUGGUUCUCCGAAAAGUUCCUAAAAGGGCACACAGACGAGUCGCAGUGCGCUCCGCUGUUCAAAGUUUACCAAAAUUGCGUGAAAGAAGCCGUGAAAAGGCACAACAUUGACCUGCACGAGCUGCAAUCGGAUCACUUGGGCACCGAAAAGGAGGAAAAAGUGCCGCCGAAGAAGAGUUGACCUGAAAAAGCCAUCGAGGGAUCGCCAUAAAGAAAGAUUUUUAGAUCAAAGACUUUUUUUUAGUUUAAUUUAGGAAGAAAAUUUCACCUUAGUUUUUAAUUUUUUAUGAUUUUUGUCACGCGUUUCGAGAAAUUUCUCGAUUUUGCUUCACUUAAAGUGUUGUAGAAAUAAAAAAAAAAUAUUUUAGAUG